Messenger RNA from Cheilinus undulatus (humphead wrasse), 8379 nucleotides. RefSeq names its product importin-13-like. Gene Ontology annotation, molecular function: small GTPase binding. Gene Ontology annotation, cellular component: nuclear membrane; cytoplasm. Gene Ontology annotation, biological process: protein import into nucleus. Lineage: Eukaryota; Metazoa; Chordata; Actinopteri; Labriformes; Labridae. The coding region runs from base 90 to 2963 and encodes 957 amino acids. The record is from RefSeq and is a predicted model, not a curated record. The transcript has 23 exons.
UCGGUGACGGAGCCGCGGCAGAAAAGCGGCAGGAGCGGCCACCACCGAGUCAGAGCGCCGCAGACUGAAAGCUCCGUGUCCGCGGAGACAUGGAGACACCGGGGAGGACGCCGACCACCCUGGACUUCACCGUGGAGAACGUAGAAAAGGCUCUUCACCAGCUCUACUACGACCCAAACAUCGAGAACAAGAACCUGGCCCAGAAAUGGCUGAUGCAGGCUCAGGUCUCUCCUCAGGCCUGGCAGUUCUGCUGGGCUCUCCUCAGCCCAGAUAAGGUUCCAGAGAUCCAGUACUUUGGGGCAAGCGCUCUGCACACUAAGAUCUCUAGGUAUUGGUCGGACAUCCCGUCAGAUCAGUACGAGACUCUAAAGACUCAGCUCUUCUCUCAGAUCGCCUGCUUCUCCUCGGGCUCUAAGAUGGUUCUGACCCGUCUCUGCGUGGCGCUCGCCUCUUUGGCGCUCAACACGAUGCCAGAGGCGUGGCCCGGUGCUGUGGCGGAGAUGGUGCGAGUGUUCCAGGAGGAGGGGGGAGGGGUAGAUGGACGGGCACGCUGCCUAGCUCUGUUGGAGCUGCUCACCGUCCUGCCAGAGGAGUUCCAGACCAGCAGACUGCCACAGUACAGGAAGGGACAGGUGCGAGGCGCUCUGGGCAGAGAGUGGGGGUCGGUGUGUCCGUUGCUGCAGCAGCUGUUGAGGCGGACAGACAGCCCUGGGGCAGUGAAGGCUCGCGUGCUGCGCUGCCUGUCGUCAUGGGUGCUGCUGGAUGUCCCCCUGAAUGAGAGCGAAGACCUCAUUCACGACUGCUUCAGCGCCCUGCCUGACCCUGAGCUGUUCGACACCGCCGUAGAGGCCAUCGUGAACGCCGUGUCUCAGCCCGACUCCCAAAGGUAUGUGAACACCUUGCUGAAGCUUGUUCCCCAGGUUCUCGCUCUGCAGGAUCAGCUCAGAGAGGCCGUCCAGAGCGGAGACAUGGAGACCUGCCACGGGAUCUGCCGCAUCGCUGUCACACUGGGAGAGAACCACUCCAGGACUCUGCUGGAGCAGGUCGAUCACUGGCAGAGCUUCCUGGCUUUAGUCAACAUGAUCAUGUUCUGUACAGGGAUCCCUGGUCACUACCCGGUCAACGAGACCACCAGCUCGCUCACGCUCACCUUCUGGUACACGCUACAGGAUGAGAUCAUGUCGUUUGAGACGGAGAAACAGGUGAUCUACCUGCAGGUCUAUAGGCCUGUGUAUUUCCAGCUGGUCGAUGUUUUACUGCAUAAAGCUCAGUUCCCGUCGGACGCCGAGUACGAGUCCUGGUCGUCUGACGAGAAGGAGCAGUUCAGGAUCUACAGGGUGGACAUAUCGGAUACACUCAUGUAUGUGUAUGAGAUGUUGGGGGCGGAGCUUCUGAGUAACCUGUAUGAUAAACUGGGCAGACUGCUUACCAAUGAGCAGCCGACUUCCUGGCAGCACACAGAAGCGCUGCUGUACGGCUUCCAGUCCAUCGCAGAAACCAUCGAUGUAAAUUAUUCAGACGUGAUCCCUGGUCUGAUCGGACUCAUCCCCAGAAUCACCAUCAACAACGUGCAGCUGGCUGACACCGUCAUGUUCACCAUCGGUGCGUUGGCGGAGUGGUUGGCCGAUCACCCUGUGAUGCUCAGCAGCGUGCUCCCUCUGGUGCUGCAGGCUUUAGGAAACCCCGAUCUUUCCGUUUCUUCUGUUUCUACAUUGAAGAAGAUUUGUCGGGAGUGUAAAAACGACCUCCCUCCGUAUGCCUCUAACAUCGUGGCCGUCUCACAGGAGGUUCUCAUCAAACAGAUCCACAAGACCAGUCAGUGUAUGUGGUUGAUGCAGGCGCUCGGCUUCCUGCUCUCCGCUCUGCCCGUGGAGGAAAUCUUAAGAAACCUGCACUCGCUCAUCACGCCGUACAUCCAGCAGCUGGAGAAACUAGCUGAUGAGACGCCGAAUCCCUCCAAUAAACUAGCGAUCAUCCACAUCUUAGGCCUGCUGUCCAACCUCUUCACCACGCUCGACAUCAGCAAGCAGGACGAUGAAUCAGCGGACGGAUCAGCCCCGCCUGUGAAAACGUCUCCACCUCCUCCUGGACCCAACCCGGUGGUGGUGGUUUUACAGCAAGUGUUCGCUCUCAUACAGAGCGUGCUCAGUAAGUGGCUCAAUGACUCCCAGGUAGUGGAGGCGGUGUGUGCCAUCUUCGAGAAGUCGGUGAAAACUCUCCUUCAUGACUUCGCUCCGAUGGUUUCUCAGCUCAGCGACAUGUUGGGUCAGAUGUACAGCACCAUCCCUCAGAGCUCCGCCCUCGACCUCACCCGACAGAUGGUGCACAUCUUUGCCAGUGAGACAGAUCACUUCCCUCCAAUCAAGGCUCUGUUUGAGCUGGUUACCACGGUAACGCUGUCCAUCUUCCAGCAAGGACCCAGGGAUCAUCCUGAUAUUGUUGAUUCAUUUAUGCAACUCCAAGCUCAGGCCCUCAAACGCAAACCAGAUCUGUAUUUAUCCGAGAGCCUGGACGUGAAAGCAGUUUUCCACUGUGGAGUUCUGUCGCUCAAGUUUCCUGAAGCUCCCACUGUUAAGUCAACGUGCCUGUUCUUUACUGAGUUGUUGCCUCACUGCUCGGAUAUCCCACCAUUGGCUCAAGUGGUGCAGGAGGACGGAAAGUUGCUGAUCACAGCUGUGCUGGAGGGCAUUGGGGGCGGAGCUUCUCGGAGUCUGAUGGAUCAGUUCGCUGAGGUUUUGUUCUCUCUUAACAAACACUGUUUCUCGCUGCUCGUCGUGUGGCUGAAGGAGGCGCUGCAGCCGGCAGGUUUCCCUUCGUCACGCGUCACAACAGAACAGAAGGAGCAUUUCUCUCAACAGAUUCUCAGAGAGCGUGUGAACAAGAGGAGGGUGAAGGACAUCGUGAAGGAGUUCACGCUGCUGUGCAGAGGACUCCACGGGACAGAGUACGCUGCCGAGUACUGACCCACCUGAACGCCACCUCAGUGAAGACCACAUGAGCUGAUUGUACUGAAGACACCUGGAACCAGAUCGACAGAGGCCCCUUGUCUGCCUCCUCUUUCCUCUUCCUCAAAGAGCAGCGCUCCCAGCAUGCUGCCCCCCUUCCCCUUAGGUCUGUGCGUGGUUCCUCGGCUGUUUCCUGGUGAUAGCAUAUGAAACGGUAGUGGUGUUGUACGUAGCUACUUGACAUAAUUUCAGAUAAUUAUAUAAUGUUUAUGUAAACCCGUAUAGACGGAUGGUGUGACGAAAAGGACCAACAUGAAAAUAUCCAAACAUGUCUGUGACUUUGUUCUUUAUUAUAAAUGCCUUCAGAGCAAGCAGAGACUCUGCAUGCUCUCCUCCAUCUUGCACACUUGCAAUUUUCACACAUGCACUCCCGAAAAAGUCCUGAAAUCAGACGGGCUGCACCUGAAUCUUCUUUAGCUGCUUGGUCACACAUCCACCCCGCAGUGGGGGUGGCAGAUUUUCACUGCCUGAUAGGUGGACAAAGCUGAGGAUGUGAUGAUAAUUUCCUCAACGCUGCAUAUGCUUAUCCUUUGUAUAAAAAUAGAUCUACUCAUUGUAAACGAUACACCGGCCACAUACUUAUAUACAUCUGCUUUGUUGGUGUGGAUGUUAAAACUGAAUCCAGAGGUCGAUGUCUCACUCUGAGUCAUUUUGAAGUUUGCACUCUGCAACUUUGUUUUUAAGACUCUUUUUUUCAAGCACCUAAGAUGCUGUAGUUGUGGAAACUGGUGUUCUCGACUAGCUGAGCCUCAGGACCCACAAUCAAGAAAUUGCAGCUAAGGCUUUUAAGAAUAACUGCAUUCUUGCAAGUGAAUAAAGUCCGCAUUUUGUGCAUUAUUUUUUUAUUACAUGUGUAAUUGUCCCUUUCAGCACACUAUGCUUAAGCCACAUCAGUGCCUCCCUGCAGCCACAGUGAUGUAAAAUAAUUAAACCAAAACUCACAGCUCAGUGGACAAGUCAAGAGCUUGUCUUAUCAAACAUUUACCUGUUCCCUUAUUUUCUUUUCAAUCCAUGUUAAGUUCCUUUUUCUGUGGUUAACUUUAUCUACCUAUAGAAGCAAGUCUGUAUCCAAACAGGAGGUAAAUUACCCUCUGUUUAAUGAUGCAAAACAGUUUUGAAUGCAUUUUUGACUUUCAAAAUGUCAUAAAAUAGUUCUGAAUAACUGUGAUAAAUCACAGAAAUUCUAAGAUUAAGAGAAAUUAAAAAGUUAACCUUUUGACAGCCCGAAUAGCAACCCAGACUUCUUCUGAUAUUUUCUCACCCAAUCAGGUUUAUUUAAUGCAGUUUUUUUUUUUUUUAAGUUUGACCUCAGAAAGGACCAAAUGUGACAAAUCAAAGAGGUCAAAACAAGCAUGUUUUAAGGGAGCUUCAUGGGUGUUUUGGCACAAUUUUCAUUUCCAGGAACACAUUAGCAACCCACUGUAAAGAAUUCUGUGACUCACUUUGGGGUCCAGACCCAGACAACCACUGUUGUAAACAUCACAAGAUAACCGUCUUUGGCUGAAACUGUGAAACUAGCUUGACAUGCCAGAUCAACCAUUUCACAUCUCCAUGGUGUGGGAUUUAUUUAAAAUCCAUCAGGGCAGCACCCCAUAGAUGGUGAACCUUUCAGAGAAGAAACUCUUAGUGUGAUUGUACGAAGGUUCACAUUCAUUAAGAGCCAAUCAGAGCGACAGAACAUAUGUUAUGGGCGUGUACCACUGCCAAGAACUAAACUACAUGACAUGAUCUUGACAGGCAGCCAUUGUCAUGUCAGUCCAGGAUUCUUCUAUAUCAGUGGAGUCGGUUUGUGAAUUACUCUUACUGAAGUUGUUCAGGAGAACCAGGGAAGUCUUUCAGUGUGGCUCUUUGCUCGUCUUUAGUAGAGAAAUGUCCAGUUCUGAUCAAACUGCUGCAGUAGUUGAGUCCAUGCUGAACUCUUCACUGUACGCCAUCAUUUACACACUUGUAGCUACCACCUUUUUCUCCUCUAAUGAUGCUGAUUGGCCCGGUUAAUCUCUACCCACGAAACAAACAUAUGAGCUUAAAUCCUUGUAAGAUGGAUCCAUCUGACAACAUCUAUCAGCUUUGCAAGGUUAGAAACCACUGUGUAAACGUGGCCUUAAUGUUGCAGUUUCAUUUUAUUCACCUAGAAUGGCAUCAGUCCUCUGUUCUAAAGCUAUCAUCAUCACCCCCUCUGCCAGGGGGCGAGGAUGACGAUAUUCUCACAGUGAAUUCUGCUGAAAAUUCUUGCUGCAUUCACACACAUCCUGACUGUGAUGAAUAAUUAACUUGGACAAAUUCAGCUGUAUGCAUUUACUCUUGCUGCUCAUGCUGAAUAUGUCAGGACCUUUUCAGGAGUUUUGUGCAUGUGUGAACAGGGCUCCGGUGUGCUUGGGGGUGCUUCUGGAAUCACACCUGAGGGGGGCAGCAGAAGCAUUUAUAUCAGCUGAGUGUUUGAAGGAAAAAUAAUCUGUAACCGUGCAAAAAUAUUAAUCAAGUUGUGCAUAUUAACAGUUAUAUACGUGUCUGUGUGAGUGUGAGAGAUUGAGCGAGUGUGUGCGUGUGCGACUGUGUGUAUGCUUCCACCUGUUCAGUGCACUUAUAAUGGACCUACAGUCACAUUCAAAACUUCCCCUUUUACCUUCUCACAGACAUCAUUGACAUUUAUCAACCCAUGACUCAUUGUUGAGACUGAUCCAAGGUUCAGUCACAAAGCCGAGGUCAGACUACAAAAUCUAUUGGUCAGUUCUAUAGUCACUGUGUCAGAUUAGAAGAUCAUAGAGCUGUAAAAACUGUAAAACCCGACCAAAUAUCACAGUUGACAUGGUGAACUUCUAAAGAAGAGAAGAAACUGUACAAGGUGAUUUUUUUUUUUAGAAUUUGCCUGUUUUGGUUUAAAGGAUAGGACAUAUGCAAAGUUAUCGGUGUAGAUAAUAUUAUGACAUGCCGGCGUUUAUCUUUAAAGGCACAGGAUGAAACAUUGAUAAAGCUGGGGUUGUUGGGGGCUCUUUCUCUCUAUUUUUGACAAAUAGUAGGCCAUAGAUGCUAACAAAGUACAGUCAACAUGAGGGAAAGAUUGUUGGAAUAUAUGUGUUCAAAUAAUGAUGGAGAGAUGAAGUAUGCUGAAUUUAUUUACAACUCGUCUGUUGUAUAGAAGUAUACCAAUCAUGUAUAAACAGGAGUGUGGAUGAUAGGACUAAAAGCCAGCAUUAUACAAAAAAAGGAUAAACUAUUUUAAAGGCUUUAAAGGAUGAUAUCAUCUGCAAAGGUUGACACCAUCUUUAGAGGAUGACCUCAUCUUUAAGGAUGACAUUCUCUAAUGGAUGACAUCCUUUGUAAAGUUUGACAUCAUCUUUAGAGGAUGACCUCAUCUUUAAGGAUGACAUCAUCUGUAAGGAUGACAUCUGUAAAGGAUGACUUAAUUUGUAAAAGAUGACAUAAUCUAUAAAGGAUAUCAUCAUCUGUAAGGAUGACAUCAUCUGCAAAGGUUGAACUCAUCUGUAAAGGAUGACAUCAUCUUUUAAGGAUGACAUCUUCUUUUUAGAAUCACAACAUCCCUAAAGAUGACAUCUGUAAAGGAUGACAUAAUUUGUAAAAGAUGACAUAAUCUAUAAAGGAUGACAUCUUCUGCAAAGGAUGACCUCAUCUUUAAAGGUUGAUGUCUUUUAAGGAUGACAUCAUCCCUCAGGAUGACAUCUUUAAAGGAUGACAUAAUUUGUAAAAAGAUGACAUAAUCUAUAAAGGAUUACAUCAUCUGUAAAGGAUGACAUCAUCUGUAAAGGAUGACAUCAUCUGUGAAGGAUGACACAAUCUAGAAAGGAUGACAUUGUCUGCAAAGGAUGACAUGAUUAGUAAAAGAAGUCCUAAUCUAUAAAGGAUGACAUCAUCUGUAAAUGAUGACAGCAUCUGUAAAUGACAACAUCUUUAACAGCAGAAGUUGGAAUGUAUGUAAAGCUGGGGGUGUUAGGGGCUGUCCACCCUUUAGGAGGCCAUAGUUGACACCUUCUGGAAAGAUGGAUGGGACUGUUGAGGAGAACUGGCCUCAACUCUGCCUGUCUGUUUCUACGUGGAUAUAAAGUUAGUUGGGGACAACUCUUUAUGAUUUUGAGGCUGGCACGAUGAUGUUAUUCAGACUAAUCCCAGUGUUUUUCACAGUCUUUGGUUGUAAUGAAUGAAGAUCAUCCACUCUUCAGCAGGCUGCUUAGUAUGCACUCUCCUUCUCACCAACAUUUAUCUAUAUUAGCCUAUCGUGGUAGUUGCUCGACAACCCAGCUUCAUGAUUCUUCUUUAGCUGCACCUUUUAGUUUGUUUACACUCACACAGACAUGAUUUUGUAAUGUAGAGGCUGUAGGCAAAGACUAGCAUGAGACCCUUCACCAUUUGGUCAAAAACAAAGUGAGCAAACUAAAUAUCUAGAAGCAUCUCUGUUGAGGUACCAAGGCCAGUGAACUACAGGAAAAGAGCAUUCAGACUCAAACUCGGUCCAUCCUAACAUUUGAACAUGUCUCUAGUCCAGGUGGAGCUUAGAAAAUAACAUUUGAUGCUCAGUAUCAAUGACAUAUCUGUUCUGACACUAAUCAGACAUUUGGAUUUAUUAUUUCAUUUACCACGCAGUAAUCCACCAAUUCAUCAUUUCAGUCUAUCUCUAGGUAUCUUCCUGAUCGUCAUUAACUUGAAAUGAAAACAUUUGGGGCUUUUUCAGGGGCUUGGACCUUUAUGUUGGGGCCAGGGGUCCUUCACAUGGACUCUUUGGAUAAUCAGGACCUAGUUUGAUGCCUUGUUAGUCACUCUUUCCCUCUCGUUAGUAAUUUCAGAGCUAUACCUCUUUAUUUGUCUGUAUCUUGAGGCUCCUCGGAUCAGAAGGUUUCAUGCAGUUGCCUACCUUUGCUUAGUGGUAAAACUACCAUAAAGCAAAACUGCUAAUUUUGUGCAGCGUAACGGGACAAAUUAUAGAAAACAUACAAAAACUCUAAAACCUUCUGUUGUGAGGCAUCCUAGAUGUGGCCUUCAUCUUCGUACACUGGAUGAAUAAAAUCACUGGUUUUUGGGACUGAUGUGUCUCCAAACCCUAUAAUGUUACCCUGUAGUCUGACCUCGGUAUAAAUCACCUGGAGCAUACCAGCCAGACUCAUUGAUCUGUGAUUGACUCCCUCCUUAGCUCUGAUACGAGAUGAUCAUUGAUCCUCAUCUUCAUCUCCCUCACACUGUGUCUCACCUUAUCUCAGUCCAAUCCUUCAGUCUGACCCGCGGUGCCUGCAGACAUGUAGCAUGUGUGUGUUAAUGGGGGGGUCAAAGUUUGUCACAAGUUACACAAAGAGUUGGGGAGGGCCGGGCUAUGAUAUGUACAUUGUUUUUUGUACCUCUGCUUUAAUUUAUUAAAUAUAUCAAAUAU